AUGUCGCUCUUUCCGUCUGGCGCUGGCCCGACCCUUGCCUUGCCCGAGUUCAAGUCCAUCGCGAUAAAAGGCCCCUAUCACGCGUCGGCACCGAUCUAUCUCGCGCUCUCUGUUGCUGAAAAAUACCCCGAUACGCGGAUUGUCAUGAUCACGCCCUCGCGCGACGCGCUUUCUGCAGCGCUACAAGAGCAUAAGGACAGCUGGAUGAUAGAGAACGCGGGGAACGGGAGUGUACUUGAGUUUGCGGACUGCACGGUCGUAUAUUAUCCCCCUACGCCAGCCCAUUUUUCGUACCUGGUGUCUUCACUGUCGACAAACGUCGAAGGGUCGGAUCCCAAGGCGAUAUUAUACCGCCCACCUUCUCUAAUGGUCUUGAUCGAGCUGUCUGCGUAUUUCAUGCUGGAUGUCGAGGCUGAUCCUGACCACCACCAAUGGACGCUUUCGUCCUACCUGACGCUGGUGGCACGCUCACUAGCUGCAGUCGCGGUUCUUUCCUCAUCUGCCGAUGUUAGAAAACAUCCAAGCGAGCUAUCGCUGGCACUCUUCGACUCGAACCUCGACAACCUCCGACUCCCCGUGCUCAAACAGCCCUUGGCGGACUUGGGCAGAUCGCCAUCGACAGUCCGCAAGGAAGUCGUGGCGCGGUAUGUGCAAAAAUACUUCGAGCUCUUUGCCGUUGUCGAAGAAGACGACGAUGUAAAUCUUACCCCUUCUCAGGAGGCGGACGCGGAGAUCCAGGAAGCUGGGCGACAGAGAUGGAAUCGGAUGCGGAUUUAUGGGCAGGGAGACGUGCUUCUCAGUUGCUUAAAGUGGCUAGAAGCGCGAGAUCCACAGACGGAUGGCGUUGUUUUCAGUUGGAACUGA
Mycena indigotica is the source of this 864-nucleotide messenger RNA. RefSeq lists its product as uncharacterized. The transcript is spliced from 5 exons. NCBI's taxonomy places the organism in Eukaryota, Fungi, Basidiomycota, Agaricomycetes, Agaricales, Mycenaceae. The record is from RefSeq and is a predicted model, not a curated record. The coding region runs from base 1 to 864 and encodes 287 amino acids.